GGUAGGAGCGCACACCGUGCGCAAGAAGCCACUUCCAAUUGGUCUUGUCAAGCACCGUAUCUAAAGUGACAGCAACUGGCAACUUUAUUUAUUUAACCACCCUCCCCCCACCCCCAGCUGAUCGAAGAGCAGAAAAGGGAAGGUUAUCGGUAUGGGGCUGCAAGCAGUGUGCCGAUUAGUCGCCCUGGGUUGCCUUCUCCAGAUAUCUGUUUGCUGGACCUCUCCAUGCCCGGGCAUUUGCAGGUGCACCGAAGAAAGUAUUCGCUGCACCAAGGAAACUCAACUCAGCUCUCGGUCCCAAUCGGCGUUCCCUACCAGUCUAAGAUUCAUCCACCUGCCCUUUAAAGAAGUUAAGAGCGGGUCUUUCAGAGGACUACUUAACGUGUCCAGAAUCGAGAUACUGCAGAGCGCCUCUCUCAGGAGAAUAAAGGGCAAAGCUUUUCUGUCACUGCACAGUCUCUCAGAAAUGCUGAUACAGAAUGUCUACAACUUGGAGGCCAUAGAAAGAGGCGCCUUCACUGACCUACCCAAGCUAAAGUACUUGAGCAUCUGUAACACAGGCCUGAGGUACUUUCCUGAUCUCACCACUAUUGCCUCUAUAGAGUCAUACUUCUUUCUGGAGCUGGCAGAUAACAUGGAAAUCGACACGAUUCCUUCCAACGCCUUCCUGGGCAUGACAGAUGAGUACACGCACAUGAACCUUUUCCGAAAUGGGUUUAAAGACAUACAGAAUCACGCCUUCAAUGGAACCAAGCUGGAUAAACUAGUUCUAAAGGGCAACAGCCAUCUCAGGAACAUACACACCGCCGCCCUGGAGGGAGCAGUUGGCCCGAGCAUGCUGGAUGUGUCCUCCACGCCUCUCCGCAUGCUCCCGGCCCAUGGGUUGCUGGAGGUGAGGGUGCUGGCUGCCCGCUCGACCCCCGCCUUGAAGACCCUACCACCCCUGGAGAGCCUGGCCAAUCUGCAGGAGGCCCAGCUCACAUACCCCAGCCAUUGCUGUGCCUUCCACACCUGGAAACGACAUCACAGGUACCACAGGGGUGUCUGCGGAGUCCUGGCUGCCGCUCACAUGACUUCCCGCUCUUCAAUGCCUCUCAACCACUUUUUUUGUAGAGACAACGCUUUCCUGCGGGAGUUUGGGAAGCUGGCCAUCCCGUUCAGCAGCGACAGCCUGCAGGGAGUCAUCUACCCCUCUGACAGCAUUCCGGUAUUCAUGGGGGGCGACAGCAAUCUUGACACUGACCCCGACGAUGUGGAGUUUCAGUAUUCAGACCUGGUGCUAGGCAUUGGUACCACCAUGAAGUGUACCCCAGAGCCAGACGCCUUCAACCCCUGCGAGGACCUUCUAGGCUCUGCCUUUCUGCGUACGGCCACGUGGGCCAUCACCGUGCUGGCGAUCGCGGGGAACCUGACGGUGCUGGGGGUCCUUCUGGCCAGCCACCGCAAGCUCACCGUCUCCCGCUUCCUCAUGUGCAACCUGGCCUUUGCAGACCUCUGCAUGGGCAUCUACCUCCUGCUCAUCGCCACGGCUGACCACCAAUCCCAGCGCGAGUACUACAAUCACGCCACCCAAUGGCAGACGGGGCCAGGCUGCGGCGUGGCCGGCUUUCUCACAGUAUUCGCCAGCGAGCUGUCCGUCUACACGCUGACCACGAUCACCUUAGAGCGUUGGCACACCAUCAACUACGCCAUGCAGCUGGAGCGGAGGCUGAGGCUACGGCAUGUGGUGGCCACAAUGGCGGGCGGCUGGGCCUUCUCUCUGCUGGCCGCGCUGCUCCCGCUGCUCGGCGUCAGCAGCUACACCAAGGUCAGCAUCUGCCUGCCCAUGGACAUCGAGACGACGGCCGCCCAGGGCUACGUGGUUACGUUGCUGCUCCUCAACGUGGCCGCCUUCCUGGUGGUCUGCACCUGCUACAGUCGCAUCUACCUGAUGGUCCGGCAGCCGCAGCGCGCCGCCUGCCACGCCGACGCCAAGAUCGCCAAGCGCAUGGCCGUGCUGGUCUUCACCGACUUCCUCUGCAUGGCUCCCAUCUCCUUCUUCGCCAUCUCCGCCGCCCUACGCGCUCCGCUCAUCACUGUGUCGCACGCCAAAGUCCUCCUUGUGCUCUUCUACCCCCUCAACUCACUCUGCAACCCCUUCCUCUACACCAUAUUCACCAGGGCCUUCCGGCGGGACGUCCGGCUUCUGGCUGCUCGCUGGGGCCGCUGUCACACCUGGACUGAUGGCUCCAGGACUCAGAGCCACUGUCCGCACAGGGGCCCCAAGGCGGCAGCCCCACAGAAACCUGGCUCUGCGCCAUUCUACGUCGAUCACAUCAAGAUGCAUGGCUGGUUCCUCAAGCGAGGCCCCAAGUGACAGAAGGAUAUAGACUGAGACUGGCAUUUCCAUGGUGCUCACUUCCUUAAUGUACAUUCUGUCCAAUAUUUUUUUAAUAAAAAAAGUACAAAAAUACCACAAUCCUCCCAAGCAAAGUAUUAUUGAUGCAAGUUCACCCUUCAGCCUUCCCAUCUACUGUAUCUUCACUACUUUGGCAAUUCUCUCUUUUUCCUCCCCCCCACUAUUCCGUUCAUGUCAUGAUCCUGAUUGUUCCAAGAUGGCGGGCAGCCAGAAUUGUGUUCCCUUCACAUAAUGAGUUUGCGGCUCAGUGUUCCUUCGGUGAUGGCCCGAUUGGGACGUCGUGGUGGGCACCCUGGUGGACGAGGGGUGGGCGGCGGGCGGCUGCCUUUUGGCAAUUACCACAGAACACAGGGAGCCCUUGACCCAGCCCCGUGCCACCGAGCCCCAGCCCUCAAAGACAGUGAGAAUUGAAACUGGAGAGUCAGGCGUGUAGAUUCACACUGUCGUCACGGAGCGUCAAUUGGCACUCCAUGUAGGGCAGACAUGCGCUCUGGGCGACACCCCCCAUCCUGGCAGGCUGAGUGCACUCUCCACUUGGAUUGGAUUUCUGGCAUUCGACUCAAACCCCAUCCCCACCCCACAGGUGCUAACAGCAGAAUUAGCCUCCCACAGUGUACCAUUAACAGGUAAAGGGAAUGGAUCCUGUCUGUACAAGCAGGAUCUCACAGUCACAAGAGACACAGAAACACAGUAUAG
Paramormyrops kingsleyae is the source of this 3094-nucleotide messenger RNA. The record is from RefSeq and is a predicted model, not a curated record. Lineage: Eukaryota; Metazoa; Chordata; Actinopteri; Osteoglossiformes; Mormyridae.